UCAACCUCAUCGGAAGCUGUUUAUAGGAUGCUGGCCGUCAUCCUCUUAUUGUUUCUUGCCUUAAAAACAUCGGGUAUUGAACUGACGUUUGAAUUACCUGACAAUGCGAAUCAGUGCUUCUUUGAAGAAAUCAAAGCUGGAGAAGAUUGUAUGAUAGAAUUCCAGGUAGUUACCGGUGGACAGUAUGAUGUAGACAUGUCCUUGGAAGACCCUAAUGGGAAAGUUUUAUAUAAAGAUGUCAAGAAACAGUAUGAUAGUUUCAACUGGAAGUCAGAGGUAGCUGGCACGUACAAGGCAUGCUUCUCUAAUGAAUUUUCUACUUUCUCUCACAAGAUUGUUUAUAUGGACUGGCAAGUCGGUCCACCUGAUCAACAUAACAAAGUACCAGCUUCGUCUGAUCAUGCUAUGACUACUCUUGAAAAUUCUGCUGUUGCUAUAGCCGACAAAUUGCGAGUAGUGGAUGACUAUCAAACGCAUCACCGUCUGCGCGAAGCUACAGGCAGAAAGCGGGCAGAACAGUUAAACGAGCGUGUGUUAUUAUGGAGUUUGGGCCAAACAUCUCUCAUCAUUCUCAUUGGAAUUGCUCAGGUUCGAAUAUAUUGUGGUUCGAAUUUUUUAGAGGUAUAUAUCUGGUGUCUACAUGUUUGA
Molecule: messenger RNA, 648 nt
Organism: Strongylus vulgaris
Lineage: Eukaryota; Metazoa; Nematoda; Chromadorea; Rhabditida; Strongylidae
Source: the annotation of a GenBank genome assembly